Salarias fasciatus (jewelled blenny) is the source of this 678-nucleotide messenger RNA. It is a transcript of the gene dnajc24, whose product is annotated as DnaJ (Hsp40) homolog, subfamily C, member 24. The transcript is spliced from 5 exons. Gene Ontology annotation, molecular function: ferrous iron binding; ATPase activator activity. The record is from RefSeq and is a predicted model, not a curated record. NCBI's taxonomy places the organism in Eukaryota, Metazoa, Chordata, Actinopteri, Blenniiformes, Blenniidae. Gene Ontology annotation, biological process: positive regulation of ATP-dependent activity. Bases 62 to 553 code for a protein of 163 amino acids.
ACACAGUUCGACAGCAGGAGGCACCUCAGCUGACGGAGUUAACGGUAAUCUAAGAAAAGGCAUGUGUGAGCCAGCCGAGGACCUGUACGCCGUGCUGGGAGCCAGCCCCUCAGACUCAGUGCAGCAGCUCCGACACAGGUACCAGCAGCUGGCCCUACAGUACCACCCUGACCGUCUUGUGGGGGAGAGCCCGUCAGAGACCAAGUCUUCUCUGCAGAGGUUCCUGCAGGUGGACGCAGCCUGGAGGAUUCUCAGCGACCCGGACAGCAGGAGGCAGUACGACCUGCAGAGGAGAGCACAAGAGCUGAAACAGGACUGGCCGGAGGACUCCACCGUGUUUCUGGAGGACAUGAGCUGGGACCCGGGUGAGCGCUUGUACACACACUGCUGCCGCUGUGGAGGAGCGUUCCUGGUGUCUCAGGAGGAGGUGGAGGAGGAGCAGCCAGAGGAAGGCCAGAGAGCAGGACUGCUGGUCUGCUGUGACACCUGCUCCCUCAGCAUUCACGUCACAUGGCUCUCACACUCACAGCCCUUCAGGGACUCUCCGGACUGACAGCCGAUCCAGCGGCAAAGCCUCCUUUGAGCAAGGCACAGAAAUCCUCCUGGGACUGACAGACUGCUUCCACUGCUUGCUAUGCAGCAUGCUGGUUUAUUUCCCUCCAAAAAUAAACGGAUCUU